AUGACGGUCAUGUCGCGUUUCUUCAAGAAGAAGGCGACCGAGGAGGAGAUCCACGAGAAGGGAACACCCAACACCGCCACUCCUGCGGACACACCUCCCAGGGGAAACUCUGAGACCGUCCAGGCUGCGGAUCUCGAGCCCAAGGGCCGUGUGCCUGCCAUUGCCGUUAUCCUCGGUGCUUGUGCCAGUAUCGGUGGAUUCAUGUUCGGAUAUGAGUCUGGACAGAUCUCUGGUUUCCUCGAGAUGGACGACUUCAAGGCGCGUUUCGGCGGUGAGAACAACGAGUUCUCUGCUGUCCGCUCUGGUGCCAUUGUCGGUCUUCUUGCUGUCGGUACUCUCUUCGGAUGCUUGGGCUCAGCUCCUCUCGCUGACACCUUCGGUCGUCGUCUUACUAUCUCCGGUUCCGCUUUCUUCUACAUCAUCGGUGUCAUUAUCGAAAUCACCAGCAAGAACGUCUGGGUUCAAUUCGCCAUGGGCCGCUUCACUGCCGGUCUCGGUAUCGGAGCUCUCUCUACCGUCGUUCCCAUGUACCAAUCCGAGUCGAUCCCCAAGCGCAUCCGUGGUGCCACCGUCUCCUCUUACCAACUGUUCAUCACGCUCGGUAUCUGGACCGCAUACAUGGUCAACUACGGCACGGAGAAGGACUACGUCAACAGCGCUCAAUGGCGCAUUCCCAACGGUCUUUCCGCACUCUGGGCCAUCAUCCUUGGUAGCACCAUCCUCCUCCUCCCCGAGUCUCCCCGCUACGCAUACCGCAAGGGCAAGGUCGACGAGGCUCGUAUGAACAUGGCCCGUCUCAACGGUGUCGACCCCCAUAGCGCCUUCAUCGACGCCGAGAUUGCUGAGAUCCAGGAGAAGCUCGAGGCUGAGUCUGCUGGCGGCGACCACCCAUGGCACGAGAUCUUCACCGGCCCCCGCAUGCUGUACCGCACUCUCCUCGGUAUGGUCCUCCAGGCCGGUCAGCAGUUGACAGGUGCCAACUACUUCUUCUACUACGGCACAACCAUCUUCUCCGCCACCGGCCUCUCCAACUCAUACGUCACCUCCAUCAUUCUCGGAACCGUCAACGUCGUCGCUACCAUCUUCGGUCUCUGGGUCGUCGAGAACGUCGGCCGCAGAAAGGCCAUGAUGGUCGGUGCUGCCUGGAUGGCCAUGUGCCUCUUCAUCUACUCCUUCGUCGGUCACUACGCCCUCGACCAGAACCUUCCCCAGAGCACGCCCGCUGCCGGAAACGUCAUGAUUGUCUUCACCUGCCUGUUCAUUGCCGCGUUCGCCACUACCUGGGGCCCCCUCGUCUGGGCCAUCGUCGGAGAAUUGUACCCUGCCCGCUACCGCGCUACCUGCAUGGGUCUCGCCACCGCCUCCAACUGGCUCUUCAACUUCAUCAUCUCCUUCUGCUCUACCCUCAUCACCGACCGCAUCGACUACUUCUACGGUCUCGUCUUCGCCGUCUCCCUCGUCCUGCUCUUCUUCGUCGUCUACUUCUUCAUGAUUGAGACUAAGGGCCGCUCGCUCGAGGAGAUCGACACUAUGUACAUGAUUCACGUCAACCCUAUCACCAGCGCCAAGUGGGAUGCGUCGAGCUUGGCCAAGGACGGCCUUGUCGACACCGACAGGCUGCACAUGGGUCCUGGCGGUCGCAACUUCAGCAAGGCGGAGCAGGCUGGUACCCACGGUGGUAUCUUGGAGCCUGCCGAGCGCAACGAGAACCAGGUCUAG
Molecule: messenger RNA, 1719 nt
Organism: Alternaria conjuncta
Lineage: Eukaryota; Fungi; Ascomycota; Dothideomycetes; Pleosporales; Pleosporaceae
Exons: 2
Coding region: 1-1719 (572 amino acids)
Biological process (GO): carbohydrate transport; transmembrane transport
Cellular component (GO): plasma membrane
Molecular function (GO): carbohydrate:proton symporter activity
Source: RefSeq, a predicted model, not a curated record